This is a messenger RNA of Bolinopsis microptera, 4065 nucleotides long. RefSeq names its product contactin-associated protein like 5-3-like. The coding region runs from base 17 to 613 and encodes 198 amino acids. The transcript is spliced from 5 exons. Lineage: Eukaryota; Metazoa; Ctenophora; Tentaculata; Lobata; Bolinopsidae. The record is from RefSeq and is a predicted model, not a curated record.
AGAACAUCAUUGUAGGAUGCUAAUAGUGGGAUGGUUCCUGUGGACUCAAUUCAUUCCUAACAUCCCCCUCGUACAUUCUAUAACACCAGAUAGACUAGAACCAGAAGCCGGGGACAGUGGGACCCCUAGUGAUGACCCUGUACCUGCAUCCAGUUACCAGCCCCUCGUCUCCCUGUGCCCUAGCAACAACUGUCAGAAUGGAGGACAGUGUAUGAUGGUCGGAUCAUCCUUCACUUGUAUCUGCAAACUUUCUCAUACUGGUGAACACUGCGAAGAAGAGUUGAAGUUUGAACAUUCCUCUCUCUCCUCAACCUGUCACCUCUAUAUGGAACAGGCAUGUGUUACAAAACCUUUCGGCAACGUUCUCAUAGUGUACUCAGUGUUAAGUACCCUCCUACUCCUAGUUACCUCUUCUCUUCUCUACCUCUCCUGCAGAAACCCUUACUGGCUCGACGAGCUACAGAGUUCACUUGGUGUAAAGUUAACGAGUCCGUGUAAUGUUGACGACAGCAAACAACUGGGCUACAGUGACGACGAAGAUUUCUACUACCCUUCAGACGACGACUGUGUCGAUCUGACUCCAGCUGACUACAAUUAUUGUUAUAAUUACUGAUUUAAUUUUUUUUCUUAAUGUCAUCAUUUCUACUGUCAGCGUUUCUGCUGUCGUUUUAUAUAGUGCUAGAUUCAGUCUUACAGUCAUCAUAAUUUCACUGUCGUCAUUUUCACUGUCAUCAUUCCAAGUGUCGUCCUGGCUACUGUCACUAUUUUCUAUCAUUACACAACCUUACAAAAUAAACUUUUAUGGUUACAGCCAGCCAAUACACUGAGAUCUCAUAAAUAUUAAAUAUGCAUAUUAUGUCGCAAUAAAUUGAAUGGGCCAAUAAUAUGUUAGGUUAUUGUCAACUAACCACAGCAUUUAUGCUAAUAUACAAAUUAUGUGUAAUAUUAACAACCACGCACAAACUUGCGAGAUGAUAGAAUAUAAUAUAAUACGUUAUGCUCGUGAAAUCCGGCUAGUAUAAAUGCACGAUUAUCAAAUUUCUAUUUGUAUAACCGUAAUAAUACAUGUGAGGGCCGUAGAUUAUUGUUAAUAAUAACAGCAGGUAUAUUGAGCAUUUAUUUCAAACUUUUCUCCCUCAAGUACAUUAUAUGAAUAUAUAUACUGCUAUAUAUUUAUAUAUAAUAUAAUAUUGCAGUACAAACACCUGUUUGACUAACCAACCACGCUACAUUACUGAAUAAUUAUAUUCACAGUAAAGACAAGCUCCCCUAACAUUUAAUUCACAUUAUAUAUCAGGACCACCAUUCUCUCUAGUCUCACUUUUGCAUCUAUAAUUAUAUAAUAUUAUAUAUUUUGAAGUAAACAUUGGCCAGUAAGCAAAGCUGGUCCCCAAUAUUUUCUCUGAUGUCUGCUGAUCGGUGUAGAGAAUGUUACGUUGUGAAUGUUGAGAAUGUUACAAAUUACAAUAACAUGGCCCUUAUAUCAUUGAUAUAUACUUUUGAUAUAAUAUCAAAGCUUCCAAGUCAUGUAUCUUUGUUAGCUUUAAAUGGUUGUUCUGCACAAAAACAAGAAACUUUGUCAUUGUGCAAUUUACAGUGAGGUCCAUACAAAAGUGUCAGUGCUUACUUUUCAACUUUUCACAGUACAUUGUGCAGUGUGUGAGAGACGAGAUGCUGUAUGUAAUAUUAUAUAAUUACAGAUCUAUCCUACUAGGAACAUUCUCAAUCUACACGUCUAGAUCUCGCCCAAACAUGUCGACUCUAGCCCAAGAACCAGAUUUUUAACUGUCCACAGUGCGCUGUAUAUUAUCAGAUUUUUGUAACUUUAAAAGUACUCUAUUUCUAAUAAGGUAGGGAUAUAAUUUCGGCUCUAAAUUUUGUCGUUCAGUAUUCAUGACAUGCACAACGAUUGUAAAUGUGGGGGAUGUGUUGUUCGGUCCACGUCAUGCAGUCUUGUGAUCCUUGAGCCUUCAGGCAUUCCGGUGAUCCACCUUGAUGCAUUCCAAUGAUCACCCGACAGGGAUACCGCAUCAUUCAGAUAAUUAGCUUCAUGAUAAGGGCGCAGAUGUAAGUUAAUCUUGGUAAGGGGUACUAACUAAAAGUUUUGUUAAAAUUGUGUUCCGUUAUUGAUUGCUAACCCAAGACGUAGGCGCACCAUUGAAAGUUACCAUCAUUUUAUCUGCCUGAUUAGGAUUUUUGGGGAAAAUUAGCAUCAGGAAUGAAUUCCUCGCGUAUAUUCGAUCUCCUCUCUAAGUUAUUGGCCUUACUCCUUAAUUUAUGCACAGUGCACACCCACUUUUCUUGAGAUGCAUCAGACCUAAAUGUCAAUUUCGUCUCAUUAAUUACAUUCCAUUUAGCAUCGCAUCCCAUCCUAAUGCAGAAUCAAGUGUAUUUCAUAGAAACACCUCGUUUGAGCCGUUAUGAAACCAAUAAAACGUGUUGCAUUCAACCUCCUCCCUCCCUUCCUCCCUCCCUCCCUCCCUCCCUCCUCCCUGUUUUACGGGGUAGAAUUAGAGGACGAAUUUGCACCUCCGCUGACAAGGGAUGACUUAAAUAAUAAUGAGUUAGACGCUGUGUCAUGUUAUUCACCGUUACAGCCUGUUUCAGCUCUAGAAUACCUUCUUCAACGGAAGCUUGAAGCUGUGAAAACAACUUAACUUAUUAAUGUGACAUGAAUCUGCUCAGCUUAACCUACAGACAAAUUGAAGAGUGCGAUCUCUCCUUUAUAGCUUUAUAAGGAGAUUUUUCAAACAUCUUAAAUUUCCCUCCUAGCAGUAUUUGAUAACGUCUAACUAUCAAUAAAGUUGCUUAAUAAAUCGGUCGAAUAUUAUUAUAUAUAUGGUGAGUGCUCGGAGAGAACACAAUAUCACAGUUUCUUGCGAGAGCUCAGGUCUUUAUAUCCUUUUGGGAUAAUCAUACAUUAUUAGAGAGAGGGUUUAGAGUUACUCGUAUCAUUAUACAAAGUUACUAUAAUAAAAGUUAGAAUUUCGGAACCACCGUAUUAAUAUUAUGCGAGAUUAUUGUGUUUAGAUCCAAGAAUGUUCUACUGGCGAGAGUUCCUUAGAAAUAUUUGAAGUCAAAAUUUAGCAGUUUCUACGUUAUAUAAAACAUGUUGAAUAUUUGAUGGUGCUCACCUUAAUUCCUUUGAACAGAAUAUAUAGCAUUUAAAUGACAGAGCGGAGGCAUCAUGCACAAGCUGUCACAUGGCCCACCUGUUAAAUUUUAUCGGAUGAUCCCAAGAGCGAAUAAAAUAGUGAGGUGUGAUAAAGUUGUGGUAACAAUGAAUAAAUUGAAUAUUAUUAUUAAAGUUAUAACUGAAUAUAUAAAUAUAUUCAAGUAGCUUACUCCUCUCUCUCUCUCUCUCUCUCUCUCGACCCUAAAGCUGUGCAUGUCAAAUUCCCUCUCAGUCAGUGCCUCCACUAUGUUUUAUCUCACAUCAUGUGAUGUGAAGUGAAGGUGAACAUAGCCACGUUCUCAUGCUAAGGCUGUAGAUCAUCAAGUACGCGUAAGUUAGUGUCGCAUAUAUUGGUGGUGUUAUAUAAUAUAUACGAAUAAUAAUAAUAAUAAUGGUGACGAUGAUGAGGGGGGUUUAAAGUUCAUCACGAUAUUGAAUAAAUUGUGUUACAGUAGAAAUUUGAAUGUUUUGUGGAAACAAAUACGUGUGCGUGCACAUUUUGCAUGUCAUUUGUGGUAUAUAAGAGACAUAAUUUGAUAUUUUUUGUUUCUGACUAACAAUGGCUGGAGAGAAAUUUUAAAGAUAUUUUGAGAAGUUCUUUUUGGUGUAUAUUUGUCGUGGAGUGUGUUAAUUUAUUUCAAUGGACCGGACCAGAAUUUAUUACAUGGUGGUCAACAUUUUGUACGCAAAUGGUAUGUUGAUUGGAAUGUACUUGGAAUACUGCCAAGUUUUAUUUUAUCAUGGUUUGAAUUUAUUUGUAUUGUAUUUUAAAACGUUUUUCUACGUUAAAAGUUUAAAAACUCGCAGCUUGACAUGUUUUUUAUGUAUGAGAAACAGACCGUUGUGUGAUGCUGUACCAAUUUCUUACACUUCCAGAGUUCAGACAGAAA